Messenger RNA from Mastomys coucha (southern multimammate mouse), 2027 nucleotides. It is a transcript of the gene Tamalin, whose product is annotated as general receptor for phosphoinositides 1 associated scaffold protein. The coding region runs from base 398 to 1339 and encodes 313 amino acids. Gene Ontology annotation, cellular component: plasma membrane. Gene Ontology annotation, biological process: signal transduction. NCBI's taxonomy places the organism in Eukaryota, Metazoa, Chordata, Mammalia, Rodentia, Muridae. The transcript is spliced from 7 exons. Gene Ontology annotation, molecular function: protein binding. The record is from RefSeq and is a predicted model, not a curated record.
CUCCUAGGAAAGGAAGUGUCUGGCACAGCAUUAGGCGGCAGGGGACUCAGGAUAGAAGCUAGAGGCCUGGUCUCCAGGGCCUUUCUGAGGUGGCUAGACUCCUAGAGGCCUAAGGAGCCACUUUAUUCUGCCUCUGGCUGGUGGAAAGGAAGGGGAAGGGGUGGGCAGAGGAAACUCUGGCCCCCCCAUCAGCCUAGGAUUUGGAGCAGUUCCAGACCAUUGUGUCCAGCAGGCAGCCUUCAGUUCGGGAAGGGGUGGCCCCAGGCUCCCCUCCCCCAGCCCUCACAUCUGGUGGGCUGGCCACACCACAGCUGGGAGGAGCGGCUGUGGUCUGCGCCCAGCCUCGUGACUGCCCCAGGGGCUGGGGCUGUGUUUUCCCCAAAGCGUCAGAACCAGGAUGCUCCAGCCUGGGGGUCCAAAUUGGUGCCUUCGGUUAGUGAGUAUAAAGAAGGUUCUGACUUUGGAGAAGGGGGACAACCAGACCUUCGGCUUCGAGAUCCAGACUUAUGGCCUUCACCACCGAGAGGAGCAGCGUGUAGAGAUGGUGACCUUCGUCUGCCGAGUUCAUGAGUCCAGCCCUGCCCAGCUGGCUGGGCUCACGCCGGGGGACACCAUCGCCAGCGUCAAUGGUCUCAACGUGGAAGGCAUCCGGCACCGGGAGAUUGUCGAUAUUAUCAAGGCGUCUGGCAAUGUUCUCAGACUGGAAACUCUGUAUGGGACGUCCAUUCGGAAGGCAGAACUGGAGGCCCGCCUGCAGUACCUUAAGCAAACCCUGUACGAGAAGUGGGGAGAAUACAGGUCGCUAAUGGUACAGGAGCAGCGGCUAGUGCAUGGCCUGGUGGUGAAGGACCCAAGCAUCUAUGACACACUGGAGUCCGUGCGCUCCUGCCUCUACGGCGCAGGCCUGCUUCCCGGCUCGCUGCCCUUUGGGCCUCUGCUCGCUGCGCCUGGGGGUGCCCGCGGGGGUGCGCGGCGGGCCAAAGGGGACACCGAGGACGCUGUGUACCACACGUGCUUCUUUGGGGGCACCGAGCCGCAGGCGCUGCCACCUCCGCCGCCCCCCGCGCGCGCGAUAGGCCCGAGCUCCUCCGAGACCGCGGCGUCCGUGCUGUGUCCCGCACCCCGCUCCACGCUCAGCCGCAGCGCCAGUGUGCGGUGCGCUGGCCCGGGCGGGGGCGGCGGCGGGGGCGCGCCGGGCGCGCUCUGGACUGAGGCCCGCGAACAGGCCCUGUGUGGCGCGGGCCUACGCAAGACCAAGUACCGCAGCUUCCGCAGGCGGCUGCUCAAAUUCAUCCCCGGACUCAACCGCUCCCUGGAGGAAGAGGAGAGCCAGCUGUAGGGGCGCGGGUGGGCAGGUGGGAAGUAUUUAUUUAUUUAUUCAUCGUAACAGCCUGUGCAAAAAGUAGGGGCGGUAGUGUCGGUCCAAGGACCCCAGGAGCCCAAAGCUGCGGGAGAGGGUCCUUGCUAGCUCUGGCCCUUCUGGUAGGUUCUCUGCUGAGAAAAAAAAAAGGGAGCCUAGUUGCUUUCUGUCCUCUCUAAACCGCAGCAGGAGCUCUGCAGGGAGAAUAGACACUGGGAGUGGGAAGAGGUCUGGUGGACCAAAGAGAGCUAUGCUAGCCUAAAGUCUGGGUCAGUCGUGCCUUGUGGGGCCCCUGUCCCAAGAAACCCUCUUCUCAGCUUUACUAGCUCCCCAGCCCUUAGCCUUGGGGAGAGGAAAUCCGUGAUGGAUCAUUCCCCACCCUACAGAGACAGACAGACACACACACACACACACACACAUCAGUGGGCCCCAAGGAGGCAAGGUGCUGGUCCCCUUCCUCCAACCUUGACCCCUAAGGGCUUAACCCCUGUCCAGGGGGCUAUAACUAAGUGGGGUCCUGCCAGGCAGGGGUCCUGGGUUCUGUGCUCCUUGGGGAAUAAAAAUGAGCUCAUCAUUCAGGUGGGGUGGGGCAGCCUGGACUGUUCUACACUUUUCUGCAUAUGUUGCUUCUGAACCACAAACUGUAUAAAAUUGAUGGUUUUUUGCA